CCUGAUGACACGUGAACACGCACACACUCGGCGCUCAGAAUGACACAGCUCUGAUCGGAGGGAGGUGAUCUCUGAAAUUGCUCAGUGAGCACCACUAAUUUCCCUGAUUUACAUAUUGCUGUCAAUCACACCCAAUGGAUUCCAAUCAGAAAGCAAGUGGGGACGGACUGGCGGGGACACAGAAGGAGGCAGCGCUUCGGGCGCUCAUGCAGCAAACUGGAUACGAACUGCGGCAGGAGAACGGUCAACGACGGUACGGUGGCCCUCCGCCCAGCUGGGAUGGCCCCCCUCCAGAGAGGGGAAGCGAGAUCUUUGUGGGGAAACUGCCAAGAGAUCUUUUUGAAGAUGAACUGGUUCCACUAUGUGAGAAGUUUGGAAAGAUCUACGAGGUGAGGAUGAUGAUGGAUUUUAAUGGGAACAACAGAGGUUAUGCCUUUGUCACCUUCAGCAACAAACAGGAGGCUAGAGCAGCCAUGAAGCAGCUCAACAACUAUGAGAUCAGGAAUGGCCGCCUCCUCGGCGUCUGUGCCAGCGUUGAUAACUGCCGUCUGUUUGUUGGUGGGAUUCCCAAAACCAAGAAGCGGGAGGAGAUCCUGUCAGAAAUGAGAAAGGUUACUGAGGGUGUGGUUGAUGUCAUCGUGUAUCCCAGCGCUGCUGACAAAUCCAAGAACCGAGGCUUCGCUUUUGUUGAAUAUGAGAGCCACCGAUCAGCUGCCAUGGCCCGCCGAAAACUGCUGCCAGGUCGUAUCCAGCUGUGGGGUCACCCUAUCGCUGUGGACUGGGCAGAACCAGAGGUGGAGGUCGAUGAGGAUACCAUGGCAACAGUGAAGAUUCUGUAUGUGAGGAACCUGAUGCUGCAGACCACAGAGGAGACCAUAGAGAAGGAGUUCAACAGCCUUAAACCAGGUGCAGUGGAGCGAGUGAAGAAGAUCAGAGACUAUGCCUUCGUCCAUUUCAGUCAGAGAGAAGAUGCCAUCAAUGCCAUGAAAGCACUCAAUGGGAAGGUUGUGGACGGCUCUCCUAUCGAGGUAACUCUGGCCAAGCCGGUGGACAAGGACAGCUAUGUUCGUUACACCAGAGGGACGGGAGGGCGAGGAGGUUCUCUCCUGCAGACCGACUACACCACCUACACCCUGGGACAGAUGUACGACCCCUCUGCGGCAUACCUUGGCGCACCUGUGUUUUAUGCCCCCCAGGCCUACACAGCCAUACCAGCUCAGUUCCGCUUCCCAUCAGCCAAAACUCAUGUUGGAGGUCGAGGUCUGAUCAGGACGCCGUCUGUUAGAGAAAUUUACAUGACUGUACCUGUAGGGGCUGCGGGGGUGCGGGGACUGGGUGGGCGGGGAUACCUUGCCUACGCUGCUGGGGGCGGAGCUGUGGGAAGAGGUAGUGGUGGAGGUGCCACCUCCUACAGCCUGAAGGCAGACAAGCAGUCAGAGGAAAAGCUGUAUGACCUGCUGCCGGGAAUGGAGCUAACGCCGAUGACCCCAAACCUGAAGGCCACUGCCAUCAAAUCUGCACCACAGGUCCUGGAGGAGCUCUGUCAGAAAAAUAACUGGGGUCAGCCCGUCUAUCAGCUCCACUCAGCCAUCGGGCCAGACCAGAGACAACUCUUUCUCUACAAGAUCACCAUACCAGCUCUGGCAACUCAGUACCCCAAUGUCCAUCCCUUCACCCCUGCUAAGCUGUGUGCGGGCAUAGAAGAGGCUAAAAUCCACGCAGCCGAACACACACUGCAAACACUCGGCCUGCAGACGGAAGGUGCCACCGAUGCCAGCUGUGCUACUGCAGCUGCUGUGGCAGCAGUAGCCUUCCCAGGCUACACGCUGGCGAGUCCGACGUCUGCGGCGGUCGCCUCCCAGCUGAAGCAGGCUGUGUCUCUGGGUCAGGACCUCACCGCCUACACCACCUACGAGGGCUACCCUGCCUUUGCUGUGGCAGCUCGCCACACUGACGGAUAUGGUGUUUUCUAGAGCAGCGGUUUCAGAACAGGAAGAACACUCACAGGAUGCUUUGAUGCAUUUUUUUAAUUUCCUGUUUUAUGUGAAGGCACAAAGUGAAAUAUGAUUGGCUCAUUAUAGAUACCACUGCUUAGUUAACCCCCCCCCCCCCCAAAAAAAAGGAAAUCGUGUGAAAGCACCUUCAUGCUGCUGGUUUUACAGGGAGAUAAAACCACUGUGGUCAGAUUUACAAAGUGACAAGUCCAAAAUCUCCAGCACUCAGAGGUUUGAGUCUCUUCACAGGAAGUUGCUGCUGGAAAACAUCUCGGACUAGUCAGUUGCCCGGAAACAAAUUCCUCACCCGUCACCCCAUUUUUCUUUCUCCAUGCAUCGCUACCUGCUCUCCAGCCUUUGUUUAAUCUGAAUCAUGUACACGGAUUUUCACAGUUUAGGGAUUGAUUAGGCAGCCCAUGAUUGGCUGUGAUUGAUCAGUUUGAAUUAAUAUUUGGUUCAGUUUUCUUAUAGUGUGUUUACAAUAUUGAAAUAUGACUCAGUAAUUUUAUCCUGGGAUUUGUGGUUUUUUAGGAUGUCAUACACUAUCAGCUUUAUGGUUUGGGUUCACUUCAUUUUUUACUGAAACUUUUUGUGUUUUAAGAGAACAGAAAAAAGAUCUAAGAAAAAUUUUGUAUGUAGAGGAAUCGAGAUGAACAUUGUGUCACCCUAAAAAUCUGAGGCCAAUCUUUUAAAUUCUUUUUUCAUUUUUUUCCCAAGCAGCAUUUUUUUAAAAAAAAGCUUUGAUAUGAUUACCUGUGUCUGCUCUGAGAUACAAGGAUGAAGUAAUACUUCUGUACUCUGUGAUAUUUGGAUGAAAUCAACACGACAUUUGAACAAAACCUCAGCAAAAACACCUUCACCAGCCAGCUUUCCAUCCAAGUCAGGCACAAAUUUUAUUAGAUAUCAGAGAAAAUCACUAAAAGGAAAUUAAAGUCAGUUUUACUUAAUUGAUUUAGUUCACAUAUGGAGCCCUCUACAGUCAGAUGGUAGUAGCACAGCAGCACAGCAGUAUGUAUGUACUGGCAACUGCAUCAAUGGGUUGUUUAAACAAUGAAAUAGAUUUUGUCUUUGUAACACUCAUUUUUUCACAGACCAACUUAAAAGCACACAAAAGAAAAUGGCACACGGCUCUUAUUCCCUGCAGCUGACAGCGAGCAGGCUCUGUUGUCACGUAACCAAUACAAAAAGAGGACAUGAUUAAAAAGCUCAGGCUGUCAAAAUGAGCAGAAAUCAUAAUGACAUUUAAUGUCAUUAAUGUGUUAUUACAGGUAAAAUGGGUUCAGCUCAAUCUCCUGUCGUCAUUGGACGCUGAGGUCACAUGACUUCUGAACAUCAUCAUUCUUUCACUCUUUUACUUUAAGGUGCAAAUUGUUCCAUCUGUGGAAAAAAAAGUCUUGCGUUUGUAUUAAGUGAGCCAGAAAAACAUCUGGAUGGAUACUCGGCUGAUGCUGUGAUGAUCUUCUUUUCUCUGUUUCAUUUUUUUCAUAUUAUGUGUUUUAACCUUUCCUUCGUUAAUGACGUUUCUACAUGCAACAAAGUUCCAGCUUUAAUCUUCUGUCCACUAAAAUGGUGCCUUCGUAUAGCAGUUAGGCUUAGGUUUAGGCUUAGGCGAACACUUUAACUGAAGUUACUAAAGCUCUUUCAUUCCUUUUAACUGUUGCUACUAAUAAAACACAGGACUUUGUAGCUUUACUGGGAAAAAUCAUGCAAAUAAAUAUAUAGAUUAAAAUUAGUUUCUAGACUGAAAUGCUACUAUUUGAUUUGAAAGUGGUGAUUGACCUUUGAACUGUUAGGAUACUGUGAUGAUGUAGUUUCUUCCUAUGGUCAUGAAUGCUGAGUGAAAAGCAGCAGAUUUGUCCCAUUUCAUGUUCGCUUCUUAUAUUUUUAAAAUGUUUCAGGAGUUUGAAAAUCGAUGACCCUUGCUGCCAUCUGAGCUGUGAACAUGCCGAAGCAGAGACAGUAUUAAAGUGUGUGAAGCACUUAAAACUUAUUUUUAUACCAGGAGAGAGAAUGAAUAUCCAGCCACUGUUUGUACAGAUGUAUUUUACAGUCAUUUUACUGCAUUAAUUCACUCAGAAACUGAAAUAUGGGAAACUGAAUAAGUGCUUAUCUGUCAAGGUAAUUAUGGCUAUUCUGGAGGUUUUUCACAUCAUGAAAAGGAAACUGCUUUGAUAACUUGUUAAUUUUUAAUGAUCCAUAAUCAUUUCAAAAUAAAGAAAAUGAGAUCUGAAUAAA
Messenger RNA from Archocentrus centrarchus (flier cichlid), 4229 nucleotides. It is a transcript of the gene a1cf, whose product is annotated as apobec1 complementation factor. Lineage: Eukaryota; Metazoa; Chordata; Actinopteri; Cichliformes; Cichlidae. Gene Ontology annotation, molecular function: RNA binding. The transcript has 13 exons. The record is from RefSeq and is a predicted model, not a curated record. Bases 135 to 1973 code for a protein of 612 amino acids.